This is a messenger RNA of Contarinia nasturtii (swede midge), 2326 nucleotides long. RefSeq names its product glycogen [starch] synthase (gene GlyS). Gene Ontology annotation, cellular component: cytoplasm. The coding region runs from base 1 to 2076 and encodes 691 amino acids. Gene Ontology annotation, molecular function: alpha-1,4-glucan glucosyltransferase (UDP-glucose donor) activity. The record is from RefSeq and is a predicted model, not a curated record. NCBI's taxonomy places the organism in Eukaryota, Metazoa, Arthropoda, Insecta, Diptera, Cecidomyiidae. Gene Ontology annotation, biological process: glycogen biosynthetic process. The transcript is spliced from 6 exons.
AUGAGCAAGAGAUAUUCGCGCGCUGAGUCAAAAUCCGAUUUGUUGGACUUUCUUGAUCGUGGACAAGCGGCAGCGCGUGAGAAUCGAUGGACGUUUGAAGUUGCAUGGGAAGCAGCCAAUAAAGUAGGCGGCAUUUAUACCGUCAUUCGUUCAAAGGCAUUCGUUUCCACCGAGGAAUUGGGCGAAUUUUAUUGUUUAUUUGGCCCAUACAAAGAGCAAUGUGCACGCACUGAAGUUGAAGAAUGUGAUUUUCCCACCGGUAAUCCAUUGCAAGGCGCUGUUAAUAAUUUACGUGCUCAAGGAUACAGGAUUGUAACAGGAAGAUGGUUGGUCGAUGGCAAUCCACAAAUCAUUCUGUUUGACAUCGGUUCGGCUGCUUGGAAAAUGGAUCAAUUCAAAAAAGAAUUGUGGGAAACUUCACACGUUGGAAUACCGCAUUUGGAUGUAGAAUCGAAUGAUGCCGUCAUAUUGGGCUACAUGAUUAGUGAUUUUUUUGUAGAAUUUAAUCAUUGUGUGAAAGGAUACACUGAACAAAAUGGAUAUGGUCCACCGAGAGUUGUCGCUCAGUUUCAUGAGUGGCAAGCGGGUGUUGGUCUGAUUGCUUGUCGAACAAGAGGAAUCGAAAUUGCCACUGUAUUCACAACGCAUGCAACUCUAUUGGGUCGCUAUUUGUGUGCUGGCAACACAGACUUUUAUAAUAAUCUCGAUAAAUUUUCGGUCGAUGAAGAAGCGGGAAAACGACAAAUCUAUCAUCGAUAUUGCAUCGAACGGGCUGCCACGCAUUUGGCACAUAUAUUCACGACGGUAUCUGAGAUCACCGGUUAUGAAUCUGAACAUUUAUUAAAGCGUAAACCGGACAUCAUCACACCAAAUGGUCUCAAUGUUAAAAAAUUCUCAGCCAUUCAUGAAUUCCAAAAUUUGCACGCCAUAUCGAAAGAGAAAAUUCACGAGUUCACGCGUGGUCAUUUCUAUGGUCACUUCAAUUUUGAUUUGGAUAAAACACUCUACCUAUUUAUUGCCGGUCGUUAUGAAUUUGGUAACAAGGGUGCAGAUGUGUUUAUUGAAUCGUUAGCUCGUUUGAAUCAUCUAUUGAAAAGCCAAUUACCGGACGUCACUGUAGUUGCAUUCUUAAUCUUUCCGACAAAAACUAACAAUUUCAAUGUUGAGAGUCUUCGUGGACAUGCAGUAACUAAACAACUACGCGAUACCAUAAACUCCAUACAACAAGAGAUUGGAAAACGCAUGUACAAUACAUGCCUUGGUGGUAACUUGCCGAACUCAUCUGAAUUACUUACAAAAGACGACAUUGUUAAAGUUAAGCGCUGUUUGUAUGCACUUCAACGUAAUGGACAUCCUCCCGUUACUACUCACAAUGUUGUUGACGAUUGGAAUGAUCCAGUGUUGUCAUCGGUGAGACGUUGUCAUUUGUUCAAUACAGUCCAUGAUCGCGUUAAAAUCGUUUUCCAUCCUGAAUUUUUGUCGUCGACGAAUCCACUCUUUGGUCUUGACUAUGAAGAAUUUGUGCGAGGUUGUCAUUUGGGUGUCUUUCCUUCAUAUUACGAACCAUGGGGAUACACGCCUGCGGAGUGCACAGUGAUGGGUAUUCCCAGCAUAACCACGAAUUUGUCUGGUUUUGGUUGUUUUAUGCAAGAGCACAUCGCCGAUCCGAAAUCCUAUGGUAUCUAUAUUGUUGAUCGAAGAUAUAUCGGUUUGGAUGAAAGUAUCAAUCAACUGUCUACAUUCAUGUUUGACUUUGCCAAGAUGAGCAGACGUCAGCGUAUCAUUCAAAGAAAUCGAACAGAGCGUUUGAGUGAUCUACUCGAUUGGAGAAAUUUGGGAAUUUACUAUCGCGAAGCACGUGUGAAAGCAUUACAAGCUGUUUAUCCAGAUUAUGUCGAUGAAAGUGGUUUAGACUAUGUGCAAAAUUUCAAUUAUCCACGUCCACUCAGUGCACCGCCAAGUCCUUCGUCUUCACGAGUCACCACACCACAUGGCUCACAACAUGGUUCUGAUGAUGAAGAUUCAGUUGACGAUGAACUUGAACUCAAAGAACUUGGAAUACAUAAUCAUCAUUAAAGAGUAGUUUAUUAAGUCCAAUGCGGAAACUGAAGGAAUCCUUGGCGCAAGCCUGAUAUUGGUUCAAAACUCACGUUAUAUACAAAUUGGAUGCAAAUUAGAAAAAUAUUUUUAAAAAUAGAAACAUUCGCGCUAUCGCUCGUUUGAACCAAUGUCAUUUACGUCAAAUAAAUAGAAAGUUUUCAAAAUCAGAUCCAAUAAAAUAACACUUUUUUAGUGAAAAAUAGAAAGAAUAAUUGUUACAUAUUCA